This is a messenger RNA of Pantherophis guttatus, 2525 nucleotides long. Its product is annotated as KIAA0930 ortholog. The record is from RefSeq and is a predicted model, not a curated record. NCBI's taxonomy places the organism in Eukaryota, Metazoa, Chordata, Lepidosauria, Squamata, Colubridae.
AGGCGGAAGCGGCGGCCAGCGGGGAAGCCUCUCUCUCUCUCUCUCUGGGAAGGGAGGGGAGGCGGACGGGCAUUUCGGCCACCCAUGCCCCCGCAGUAGCUCUCUUGCCUAGUCCCCACGCGGGGGCAGGGGAGGGGCAAUCCGGCCCGAGCUCUUGAGAUGCCCGACGCUGGGCGGGCGCUGCUGGCAUGGCCUCCUUCGCGGCUCCCGGGCAGCAGGACGGCGACAGCGGGGAGCUGGACCGCUCCCUUCAGCAGAUGCUGCGGGCCAUAGUGGAGGAGAGGAACCGCGUUAGCCUCCGCCACGAGAUCAGCGGGCUCGGUUUUUUCAAAGAUGACCGCAUCGUAUUCUGGACAUGGAUGUUUUCCACCUACUUUAUGGAGAAAUGGGCUCCGAGGCAAGAUGAUAUGCUCUUCUACGUCCGCAGGAGGCUGGCCUAUGUUGGCGGAGAUGGCGUAGAAGAAAAGAAGCAGGUUGAAGUUGAAGUAUACCGCAGAGAUUCCAAGAAGCUUCCAGGUUUGGGCGAUCCUGACAUUGAUUGGGAGGAGAGCGUCUACCUGAACCUUAUACUACAGAAGCUGGAUUAUAUAGUGACGUGUGCGGUAUGUACUCGUUCCGAUGGAGGGGAUAUUCACAUCCAUAAAAAGAAGUCCCAGCAAGUCUUCGCAUCACCAAGUAAACACCCCAUGGACAGCAAGGGCGAGGAAUCGAAGAUUAGCUAUCCAAACAUAUUUUUUAUGAUUGACAACUUUGAAGAGGUAUUUAGUGACAUGACUGUAGGGGAAGGUGAGAUGGUUUGUGUGGAGCUGGUGGCCAGUGACAAAAGCAACACUUUCCAAGGUGUUAUUUUCCAGGGAUCCAUCCGCUAUGAAGCCCUCAAGAAGGUCUAUGAUAAUAGGGUGAGCGUGGCAGCCAAAAUGGCCCAGAGAAUGUCCUUUGGUUUUUAUAAAUACAAUAAUAUGGAGUUUGUGCGUAUGAAGGGGCCUCAGGCCAAGGGACAUGCGGAAAUGGCAGUGGGUCGCGUUUCCACGGGUGACACGUCUCCUUACGGCACAGAAGAAGAUUCAAACCCGGGCUCACCACUGCAUGAGCGCGUCACGUCCUUCAGCACCCCGCCAACUCCAGAACGCAACAGCCGGCCCUCCUUUUUCUCCCCAUCUCUCAAAAGGAAAGUGACCCGAAAUCGAAUCGCAGAGAUGAAGAAAUCCCACUCGGCCAACGACAGCGAGGAAUUCUUUCGGGAUGAUGAAGAUGGAGAUCUGCAUAAUGCAACAAACCUACGUUCCCGGUCAUUAUCUGGGACUGGACGUUCUCUUGUGGGUUCUUGGCUGAAGUUGAACCGAACGGAUGAAAACUUCCUCCUCUAUGCACACUUAACCUAUGUCACGCUGCCCUUGCCUCGGAUUUUAACUGAUAUUCUGGAGGUGCGACAGAAACCGAUUCUGAUGUCAUAGCCAAGAGCUGGGUGCUGCCUUGGAAAACUCGCAGCCAAGUGCCUAAAAAACAAAAAAAAACCUUAUCUCUUGCUGUCUUCUGUCACACAGCCGCCACUUGUGUCAGGAACAUAACUCUGAAAAAAAAAAGGGAUCUCUAGGAAUUACCAGCCAAUCAAGAAGUGCCUCUUUGUUCUUUCCUCCCCUCAGAGAAACAGAAACUGGCUCGUAUCGCUUUAUAGAUAAAACUGGUAGAAGAUUUUCUAAAGCAAAAAAAAGAAGAAGAAAGGAAACAAGGGGAAACUAGCCCACCACCAUCACAGAAGUAGGGGCUGCUUAUAACAACAAUAGCGAUGCUUUACGGACCAUCGGUUAGCGUUUACUUCCAUAAUUUGGGAACCAACCUGUAUAAAAUGCAUUAAUCUUUAUAUACCUUGAGAGAAGAACCUUGCAUAGGAUUUCAUGCUGGGCGAAUCGAACAUUGGUCUUUUCACGUGCAUUAAGAAAGCAAACCUCUUCUGUAAGUGUUUUAAAUCGGAUAGGAUCGCGACGUAGCAUAACAUCCAUGGGGAAGUUAAGGGUGUGGAGGGGGGGGCAGGAUUCACGUACAUUCAUGAAGGAGCUGGGGGGGGGGAUUCCGAUGGCCAGGUUUCUCUGCUUCUCUCAAAGGGAUAUAUAUUUUAACGCCUCGUAGCACAGAUGGGUUCUGCGACGUCAUCUUCACCUACCAAAGAUCAGCAAAAACAACGAAAAACAAAAACCCCAGCCAAAAAAAAAGAGAGAAAUGUCUUAAGGGUUGAAAUUGUAGGAAAGUUGUUCCGGUGUCAUUGGCCUCCAGUCAGUCUUCCACUAUAUGGGGCCUCUGAUUUGAGGAAGAGGAGGAACACGCUAACUGGAGAGGACGGGAAGGAAAUCCAGAGGAACCUCAGCCUGGACAAUUGAAAAAUUAAAAUGAAUCAACGUAGCUCCUAAAAAUUCUUUUGACUGUCCCAUCAGGUCAAAUGGUUCCCCUCAAACUGAUGUGUGUGUGUAUGCGCGCGCAUGUAUGUGUUGUGUGAUUUCUCAGUAAACUGAAGACUCGUUUCUAUUUAA